This is a messenger RNA of Marmota flaviventris (yellow-bellied marmot), 4994 nucleotides long. RefSeq names its product nucleoporin 155 (gene Nup155). Gene Ontology annotation, cellular component: nuclear pore; nuclear pore inner ring. Gene Ontology annotation, molecular function: structural constituent of nuclear pore. Gene Ontology annotation, biological process: protein localization to nuclear inner membrane; protein import into nucleus; RNA export from nucleus. The record is from RefSeq and is a predicted model, not a curated record. NCBI's taxonomy places the organism in Eukaryota, Metazoa, Chordata, Mammalia, Rodentia, Sciuridae.
CGUUAGGCGCGCGCGCCCCAAGCAGCCUAACUGAGUUAGCUUCUUGGGUGUUCUCGGCUUUCUCCUUAGGAUUUGACUAUUUGUCGACUCUGUUGUCUACGAUUUUCGGCAUGCCGUCUUCUUUGCUGGGCGCAGUGAUGCCGACCUCUACGUCGGCCUCAGCCCUGCAGGAAGCUCUGGAAAAUGCGGGGCGGCUUAUCGACCGUCAGUUGCAAGAAGACCGCAUGUACCCGGACCUUUCUGAGCUGCUGAUGGUGUCUGCCCCAAGUAAUCCCACUGUUUCAGGCAUGUCAGAUAUGGAUUAUCCUCUACAAGGACCUGGUUUGCUAUCAGUACCCAAUCUUCCAGAGAUCAGUUCCAUCCGAAGAGUUCCUCUCCCACCUGAACUUGUCGAACAGUUUGGACAUAUGCAGUGUAACUGCAUGAUGGGAGUUUUUCCUGCCAUCAGCAGAGCUUGGCUAACAAUUGACAGCGACAUAUUCAUGUGGAACUAUGAGGAUGGAGGAGACCUUGCCUAUUUUGAUGGACUUAGUGAGACAAUCCUUGCUGUGGGACUUGUGAAACCAAAAGCUGGCAUCUUUCAGCCUCAUAUACGACACCUCUUGGUUUUGGCAACCCCCGUGGAUAUAGUAAUUCUUGGACUCAGUUAUGCCAAUUUGCAGACAGGUUCUGGGAUUCUUAAUGAUAGUAUGUCUGGCGGAAUGCAGUUGCUUCCAGAUCCUUUAUAUUCUCUUCCCACUGAUAAUACUUACCUUUUAACAAUAACAUCAACUGAUAAUGGGAGAAUUUUCUUGGCUGGAAAGGAUGGCUGUUUAUAUGAAGUAGCAUACCAAGCAGAAGCAGGUUGGUUUAGUCAAAGAUGUAGGAAGAUAAACCACUCAAAGAGCUCACUUUCUUUCCUUGUUCCUUCCUUGCUACAAUUUACAUUCUCAGAAGAUGACCCUAUUGUUCAAAUUGCAAUUGAUAAUUCUAGAAAUAUCUUAUAUACACGAUCAGAGAAAGGAGUAAUACAGGUUUAUGACUUGGGCCAAGAUGGACAGGGAAUGAGUAGAGUGGCCUCAGUUUCCCAGAAUGCUAUUGUCUCUGCUGCUGGAAACAUUGCAAGGACCAUUGAUCGUUCUGUUUUUAAGCCAAUUGUUCAGAUAGCAGUGAUUGAAAAUUCUGAAUCAUUGGACUGUCAGUUAUUGGCUGUCACACAUGCAGGUAUCAGGUUAUAUUUCAGCACUUGUCCAUUUAGACAGCCAUUAGCACGGCCUAAUACACUGACACUGGUUCACAUUCGCUUACCUCCUGGAUUCUCAGCAUCUUCAACAGUGGAAAAGCCUUCAAAAGUACACAAAGCUCUUUAUAGUAAAGGUAUUCUAUUGAUGGCAGCCUCAGAAAAUGAGGAUAAUGACGUUUUAUGGUGUGUCAACCAUGAUACAUUUCCUUUCCAAAAGCCAAUGAUGGAAACCCAGAUGACAACCCGUGUUGAUGGUCAUUCUUGGGCUCUUUCUGCAAUAGAUGAAUUGAAAGUAGAUAAAAUAAUUACACCUUUAAAUAAGGAUCAUAUCCCAAUAACUGACUCUCCAGUUGUUGUACAGCAACACAUAUUACCUCCAAAGAAAUUCGUUCUCCUCUCAGCACAGGGUAGUCUUAUGUUUCAUAAACUAAGACCUGUAGAUCAACUGAGGCACCUACUUGUGAGCAAUGUGGGUGGAGAUGGAGAAGAGAUUGAAAGAUUCUUUAAGUUACAUCAGGAAGACCAGGCUUGUGCAACUUGCCUUAUCCUUGCUUGCUCCACUGCUGCCUGUGAUAGAGAAGUAUCUGCUUGGGCUACACGAGCUUUCUUCAGGUAUGGAGGUGAAGCACAGAUGAGAUUUCCAGCUACUCUCCCCACUCCAAGUAAUGUUGGUCCCAUCUUGGGAUCUCCUGUUUAUUCUAGUUCUCCUGUUCCUAGUGGUAGUCCCUACCCAAAUCUAUCCUUUUUGGGAACACCAUCUCAAGGUAUACAGCCUCCUGCUAUGUCAACUCCUGUGGGUGCCAUGGGAAACCCAGCUGCUCAGGCCACAAGUAUGAGUUGUAUGACUGGCCCAGAGAUUGUGUACUCUGGAAAACACAAUGGUAUUUGCAUUUAUUUUUCUCGGAUAAUGGGAAAUAUCUGGGAUGCUAGCUUGGUUGUGGAGAGGGUAUUCAAGAGUGGCAACAGAGAGAUCAUGGCAAUUGAAAGUAGUGUUCCCUGCCAGCUUCUGGAGUCAGUACUACAAGAACUGAAAGGUUUGCAGGAAUUUCUAGACAGAAAUUCCCAAUUUGCAGGAGGACCAUUAGGAAAUCCAAAUACUACUGCCAAAGUGCAGCAGAGGCUGAUGGGAUUCAUGCGUCCUGAAAAUGGAAAUACUCAGCAAAUGCAACAGGAGCUACAGAGGAAGUUUCAUGAGGCUCAGCUGAGUGAAAAGGUUUCACUUCAGGCAAUUCAACAGUUGGUUCGAAAAUCAUACCAGGCCCUGGCUUUAUGGAAACUUCUUUGUGAACAUCAGUUUACUGUCAUUGUAGGAGAACUUCAGAAGGAAUUUCAAGAGCAGCUGAAGAUCACCACUUUUAAAGAUCUGGUAAUCAGGGACAAAGAACUCACAGGGGCAUUAAUUUCUUCUCUUAUCAACUGCUACAUCAGAGAUAAUGCUGCUGUUGAUGGCAUUAGUUUACAUUUACAGGACAUCUGCCCACUUCUGUAUAGCACUGAUGAUGCAGUUUGUUCUAAGGCAAAUGAGCUUCUCCAGCGUUCCCGACAAGUUCAAAGUAAGUCUGAAAAGGAAAGAAUGUUAAGGGAAUCAUUAAAGGAAUAUCAAAAAAUCAGCAAUCAAGUGGAUCUUUCCAACGUCUGCACUCAGUAUAGACAAGUGCGUUUUUAUGAGGGUGUGGUGGAACUUUCUCUUACUGCUGCAGAGAAGAAAGAUCCUCAGGGUCUUGGACUUCAUUUCUAUAAACAUGGAGAGCCAGAGGAAGACAUGGUUGGACUUCAAGCUUUCCAAGAAAGAUUAAACAGCUACAAGUGCAUUACAGACACCCUUCAAGAACUUGUAAAUCAAAGUAAGGCUGCUCCUCAGUCUCCUAGUGUACCUAAAAAACCUGGUCCUCCAGUGCUAUCAUCUGAUCCCAAUAUGCUGAGCAAUGAAGAAGCAGGACACCAUUUUGAACAAAUGCUCAAAUUGGCUCAGCGAUCCAAGGAUGAGCUCUUUAGUAUUGCUCUUUAUAAUUGGUUAAUACAAGCUGACCUUGCCGAUAAGCUACUACAGAUUGCUUCUCCAUUUCUGGAGCCACAUCUAGUCCGAAUGGCCAAAGUGGAUCAAAACAAAGUUCGUUAUAUGGAUUUACUCUGGAGAUAUUAUGAGAAGAACAGAAGUUUUAGUAAUGCUGCUCGUGUCCUAUCCAAAUUGGCUGACAUGCAUAGCACAGAAAUUUCACUUCAGCAACGGUUAGAGUACAUUGCCCGAGCCAUUCUUAGUGCCAAAAGUUCCACUGCCAUUUCGUCAAUAGCUGCAGAUGGUGAAUUCCUUCAUGAAUUAGAAGAAAAAAUGGAAGUUGCUAGAAUCCAACUUCAAAUUCAAGAAACACUACAAAGACAGUAUUCCCAUCAUUCUUCUGUACAGGACGCAAUUUCUCAGUUGGAUUCUGAGUUAAUGGACAUAACUAAGCUUUAUGGGGAAUUUGCUGACCCAUUUAAACUCGCAGAGUGUAAACUUGGAAUAAUUCAUUGUGCUGGUUAUUCAGACCCCAUAUUGGUGCAGACCCUUUGGCAAGAUAUCAUAGAGAAAGAGUUGAAUGAUAGUGUAACAUUGAGCUCCACAGAUAGAAUGCAUGCUCUCAGUCUGAAGAUUGUCCUCCUUGGCAAAAUUUAUGCUGGUACACCUCGCUUCUUCCCUUUAGAUUUUAUUGUACAGUUCUUAGAACAGCAAGUUUGUACUUUGAACUGGGAUGUAGGCUUUGUAAUACAGACCAUGAAUGAAAUUGGAGUACCAUUACCUAGACUAUUAGAAGUUUAUGAUCAACUAUUCAAAUCAAGGGAUCCAUUCUGGAACAGAAUGAAGAAGCCACUACACCUUUUGGAUUGUAUCCAUGUACUAUUAGCAAAAUAUGUUGAGAAUCCUAACCAAGUUUCAAAUUGUGAGAGGAGAAGAUUUACAAAUCUCUGCCUGGAUGCUGUUUGUGGUUAUCUGGUUGAACUCCAGUCUAUGAGCUCUUCAGUAGCGGUCCAAACCAUCACUGGGAAUUUUAAAUCCCUUCAAGCAAAGUUAGAAAGACUUCAUUGAUAAUUGUAAUGUAUUUUUGUCCAUGCAUUUUGAUCUGUAAAAUAAAAGCUUAGCUGGGUCCAGAUAUCAAGUAUUCUAAGAAUUUAGAUGCAAUUUUAAUAGAAAUGUGUUUUUAAUAAGUGGCUAAUACUUACAAAUAUAGCACAUUUGCCAAAAGAAUUCUUUUAUAUGACUAUAUUUUGUUUUUUAAUAGUGGGUUUGGAACUAACUAAAUAAAUAAUUGGUAUGGGCUGGGGUUGUAAUUCAGUGGUGAGGGCUUUCUGUGUUGCCCCGAGUUCAAUCCCCUACACCAAAAAUAACAAUAAUAAUAAUAAUUGGUUUAGGAAAUAAUAAAUUAGGUUGUGUUUGUAUUUAACACAAUGAUUUUUUUUAAUUCCUGUUUUGAAUUUUACUCUAGGCAGAAAUUUUGAAUUUAUAUUAUUUCUUUUUAAGUAGAAUGUCAGUACCAAAAUUUCAAACACUAGUUCUUAAAUAGGCAAAUGACUGUUUUGUUUUAAAGAUCAUCUUUGUAAAGAAAUUUCUGUAACUACUAAUUUUAUCAGUUAUAUCCCUUGGGGUUUGAAAUGUAAACUUAGUUACUUGAGCAGGUAAUAAUGUUCUGUGGUUUAGAGGUAAACCUACAUAGGGAGAUACCAUUUCCUUUAAGUGUCCACCUGGCUCUUCUUUGGUUUUGUAAUUGCUGUUUCCAUUAAAGCCAUGGUUCUCAAA